This is a messenger RNA of Triplophysa rosa, 3771 nucleotides long. It is a transcript of the gene plod2, whose product is annotated as procollagen-lysine, 2-oxoglutarate 5-dioxygenase 2. The transcript is spliced from 20 exons. Gene Ontology annotation, cellular component: endoplasmic reticulum. Bases 289 to 2553 code for a protein of 754 amino acids. Gene Ontology annotation, biological process: peptidyl-lysine hydroxylation. Gene Ontology annotation, molecular function: procollagen-lysine 5-dioxygenase activity; iron ion binding; L-ascorbic acid binding. The record is from RefSeq and is a predicted model, not a curated record. NCBI's taxonomy places the organism in Eukaryota, Metazoa, Chordata, Actinopteri, Cypriniformes, Nemacheilidae.
ACACUCUCUCUCUCUCUCUCUCUCUCUCUUUUUCACACACACACACGCACACGCACGCGCGCACUCCUGUCACCCUGUCUGGGGUAGAUCACCGUUAGCAUACCGUUUGCUUGUUCUUCAGACACAUUUCUUACCAGUGAUAUUAAAAGAGAAACGCCUUCACAUUGAUGAUUUCCGAGAAAUGAUUUUAUAAUCGACCCCCGUGCUGUGCGGACAGACCAUCAGAGUCACAGAAACUUCACGAACUUGUUCAUUCACACAGUCUCUGAGGACUUGCUGAAGGCGGCCAUGGAGUGCCCGCGGUGCUUUCAUGUUUUUAUUCUGACGCUGAUGUUCUGUGUUUAUUAUACACAGAGCAUGGAGAUAAAGCAGGACAUUUCAUCAGAUAAACUGCUUGUACUUACUGUUGCCACAGAAGAGACAGAUGGCUACCUGCGAUUUAUGCUGUCAGCAAACUACUUCAACUACACUGUGAAGGUGCUGGGAAUGGGGGAGACUUGGAAGGGAGGAGAUGUUGGUCGUUCCAUUGGUGGUGGUCAGAAGGUUCGGUUGCUGAAGGAGGCCAUGGAGUCUUUGGCUGAUCAAGAGGACCUGGUGGUUCUUUCUGUGGACAGUUAUGACCUCAUCUUCGCUGGAGGACCUCAAGAGAUUCUUAAAAAGUUCCAACAGUCGAAUCACAAGGUGGUGCUCGCUGCCGAGGGUGUUAUCUGGCCAGAUUCACGUCUGGCUGAGAAGUACCCUUCUGUCCGCAGUGGGAAACGCUUUCUUAACUCUGGAGGCUUUAUUGGCUAUGCUCCAUACAUACACAAGAUUGUGAACCAGUGGAACCUUCACGACAACGAUGACGAUCAGCUAUUCUACUCAAAGAUUUAUGUGGACCCACUUCAAAGGGAAAGGCUUAAUUUGACUUUGGACCACAAGUGUGAGAUUUUCCAAAACUUAAAUGGAGCAGUGGAUGAAGUCCUUCUGAAGUUUGGGACGGAGCGAGUGCGAGUGAGGAACACAGUCUACAACAGCCUGCCGACCGUAAUACAUGGAAAUAUGAACUCCAAGAUAUACUUGAAUUACUUGGCCAACUACAUCCCCAACGCGUGGAACUAUGAGCGAGGCUGUACUAUCUGUGACCACGACAUGGUGGAUUUGUCCCAGCUUAAAGAGUUUCCACGAGUGACUGUUGGUGUAUAUAUUGAACAGCCGACUCCAUUCCUGCCAGAGUUCCUCCAGAGGCUCCUCACACUCGAUUAUCCCAAAGAUAAACUGGAUGUCUUUGUUCAUAACAGUGAGGUUUACCAUGAGAAGCACAUACAGAAAUUCUGGGUGGAAAACAAGGAUGUGUUCCGCAGCUUUAAGGUUGUCGGACCCGAAGAAAACUUGAGUCAAGGGGAAUCACGGAACAUGGGCAUGGAUUUGUGCAGAAAGGAUCUUUUAUGUGACUACUACUUCAGCAUUGAUGCAGAUGUAAUGCUCACCAAUCGACAAACUCUCAAACUCCUCAUGGAGCAAAACAGAAAAAUAAUUGGGCCGCUUGUCACCCGUCAUGGAAAACUGUGGUCCAAUUUUUGGGGAGCCCUAAGCCUGGAUGGUUAUUAUGCAAGAUCAGAGGACUACAUUGAUAUUGUGCAGGGAAAGCGUGUUGGUGUGUGGAAUAUCCCCUUCAUGGCCCACGUCUACCUGAUAAAGGGCCAGACUCUGAGGAAUGAGCUGAAAGAAAAGAAUGUUUUUGUCUUGGAGAAGCUGGAUCCUGACCUGGCCAUGUGCAGGAAUGCCAGAGAGCUGACAAUACAAAGAGAAAGAGAAUCUCCUUCUCCGGAAUCAUUCCAUAUGCUCAGACCCCCAAAGGGAGUUUUCAUGUACAUCACGAAUCGGCACGAGUUUGGAAGGCUCAUUUCAACGGCCAACUACAACACAUCUCAUCAUAACAAUGACUUAUGGCAAAUAUUCGAAAACCCGCUGGACUGGAGAGAGAAAUACAUCCACCCCAACUACACACAGAUUUUCACUGAAAAUCUCUUGGAGCAGCCCUGCCCAGAUGUCUUCUGGUUCCCUGUGCUCUCCGAGAAAGCCUGCAAUGAGCUGGUGGAGGAGAUGGAAAACUAUGGGUCAUGGUCUGGUGGAAAACACCAGGACAAGCGAAUCACUGGAGGCUACGAGAGUGUCCCGACAGAUGACAUACAUAUGAAACAGAUCGAUUUUGAUAAUGAGUGGCUUCACUUUAUCAGAGAAUUCAUCUCUCCUGUGACUCUCAAGGUCUUCUCGGGCUAUUACACCAAGGGCUAUUCUAUUAUGAACUUUGUGGUGAAGUAUACACCAGACAGACAGGCCUAUCUGAGACCGCAUCACGAUUCCUCAACAUUUACCAUCAAUGUUGCUCUGAACAACAAAGGCAUAGACUUUCAGGGUGGAGGAUGUCGAUUUCACAGAUAUAACUGCUCUAUAGAGUCUCCUAGAAAAGGCUGGAGCUUUAUGCAUCCAGGUAGACUCACUCAUCUCCAUGAAGGACUACCUACCACAGGAGGCGCACGCUACAUUGCGGUGUCCUUCAUAGAUCCAUAGGCAUGCACACACGCUGCUGAAAACUAGCCUGAUGUGGUCUCCCAGUUUGGCCAGGCUGUUGAAACUAGUCUGUUUGCUGGUUUUAGAGGGGGUUCUGAUCAGGUUUGAAGACCAUCUGGCAAUCCAAAAACCAGCUUAAGACAGACAUCCACUUCCAGCUGGUUUCAUCUUUUUUUUGUUGCCUUUUUUAAAUUAGAAAUUUGUAUCGUGUCAUCUGUUUGGUUGUGUUUGUUUUUGCUGGAAUAUUCCUGGUUUGUGUGUCGUGUGGCUGUUUGUAUGCUGUCUUCAAAAAUAUUUACUACUGUUUCGAGAGGAGGAAAAAUGCUGUUCAACAGAAGUUUAAUAAAGGUCGCUGCACACAUAGACUCACUCAGACAGACAUACAAACCUUGCUGAGAGAUUUGACUGUAACUCUACUGUAACGUUGGCCACACAUCAGGUCAGUAACUUCAUUUGAAUUGGUUUGGGGUGUUUAGUGUUAGCACUCAUUCGUUGUUGCUGCCUUUAAGUCCUCUUGGGAAGUUCCCUCUUAUAAUUUCAUAAAUUAUUAUGACAAUGUGCUUUCAAGUCAUUUUGGUUGGAAAUCAAAUAGAGGCUAUAGGCUAUUUCAUAUUUCUUUCUCACUUGUUCACAAACAGACUAAAAUGAUUAAUAUUAGUGCAUUUAUGUGUUUAUGUAAUGUCCUAAAUACAAUAAUUCUGACAUGACUUUAAAGGCAGCAAUAUUUUACUGUUCGCCACCCCUCCAGCUGAAAAAGUGGCUGCUUUACUUUUCAUUUUACGUUGUAAAGGAGUUUAUUGUCAAUGUACUGUAAAUCUUGCUUUGUUUAUAUUGGUGAGUUGUUAGUGGGGAUGCAUUAACACACGCCUUCAACAGUUCUUCUGUUUACAGAAAUAAUAUACAGUUAUUGCUGAAGUUACAUGACUUUUACAGCAACUACGAAUUGUGGAUAUAUUGUCAAACAGUACGACCAGCUUCAACAAAGAUAUGUACGACAAAGAAAUAUAAUUUUGUAUCUUUGCACAGCAAGAAACAACAGGGGUGAAAACGAAUCCUGGUUGAAGUUUUUGAGACAAAUGUUUGUUGGUGUUUUACUGUAAAAUACAAGGUAACAUGUAUUUGAAACUGAUAAUGUCUCAGAGAUGUUAAAUGUUUUACUUUCUCUGAAAGUUGUUCCUUAUAAAUGUCUCACCCAGGUCAAUUAACUUAUUUUGAAAU